This is a messenger RNA of Ceratosolen solmsi marchali, 2605 nucleotides long. It is a transcript of the gene Tg, whose product is annotated as transglutaminase. The transcript has 10 exons. Gene Ontology annotation, biological process: peptide cross-linking. The record is from RefSeq and is a predicted model, not a curated record. NCBI's taxonomy places the organism in Eukaryota, Metazoa, Arthropoda, Insecta, Hymenoptera, Agaonidae. Gene Ontology annotation, molecular function: protein-glutamine gamma-glutamyltransferase activity. Bases 187 to 2532 code for a protein of 781 amino acids.
AGGGUCGUUAAUCCUGACGAGCGGAGGAGCCCUCGGCGUCCGUCGUCAUCUAGUCGGCUCUCGGCGAAGUGGGUGACGGCGAUGCUCCCACUCGCUCCUACGGUGACCUACGCUCGGGUACCCAUGUAUGGCUCCGUCAGCCGGGAUCGUGGGCCUUGAGUUCCCGACGCCGGCGCGUCUCCCUCCAUGUGCCGCCCCCUGCCCUGGGCCGGGGAUGAAGGACGGCGGCCGGCGUUCAAAAGGCGAGAGGAGUUAGCGCCGAGGCGCAGUUGUGGUCUGCGCAGUCGCGCCGCGAAUUUCGAAUUGGCCGACGGAUCGAGCUGGCAAAUGGCCGACAUGAAUUACAGAUUUUACGAUCGCUAUCGAGUGUUUAACAAUCGUAGGCGGAGUCGCUUUCCUUAUCGAUUCUAUUGGGAAAAUUACUCGAGCUCGGUGCUGGCGAUCGUGCACGUGGACUACUGCCUGGACGACAACGGCGAUGAGCACCGUACCUCGCGCUACGACCUCAUGAACCGGGAGCAGAAGGAGGCGAGACUCGUCGUACGCCGGGGCCAGCCUUUCGUCCUCGAUCUUCAUCUAUCCCGUAAUUACGAUCCGGCCAUCGACGGCGUAUCCAUCGUAUUCACCCUCGAGGGUGUGAAGAAGCCCCAGUACGGACAGGGAACCCUCGUCGCCUCGGCGGUUCUCCAUCCGGGGGAGGUGUCCGACGGCGCCUGGCAGACCGUCGUCCAAGCCUUCGCCGAGAACUCGCUAAGGAUUAAGGUUACUCCUGCCGCGGAUGCUAUUAUCGGAAAAUGGAAUAUCGAAAUAGAUACAAAAAGAAGAGAUUCCGAAGGUGCUGUCAGUUUUACCGUUGACACUCCAUUUUAUCUCAUAUUAAAUCCUUGGUGUCGAGAUGACGUGGUUUAUCUGGAAAAUGAGGAGCAGCGACAAGAGUACGUUAUGGCCGAUUCGGGGUUGAUUUGGCGCGGGACGUGCAAUCGCAUGAGAUCGUCCGUCUGGAAAUUUGCGCAAUUCGAGCGCGACAUAUUGGAUUGCGCUCUAUACAUAAUGGCCGAGGUUGGGAAAGUACGAUUAUCCGCUCGCAAUGACCCCGUUGUCAUAUCUCGGGUCCUCUCCGCUGCUGUCAACUCUGCGGACGACUAUGGGGUUGUGAUGGGCAACUGGUCGGAGGACUUUGGGGGCGGAACACCGCCCUCACGUUGGCUCGGCUCGCAGAAGAUCCUCCAAGAGUAUUACGAGACGAGGAAGCCGGUGAAGUACGGGCAGUGCUGGGUGUUCGCGGGCGUCCUCGCGACCGUCUGCCGCACAAUCGGACUGCCUUGUCGCGUUGUCACCAAUUACUCCAGUGCCCAUGACACGCAGAGCAGCCUCACGGUCGAUUAUUUCGUAGACGACAAUGGCAAAGUCAUGGAGGAGCUCAACAGCGACUCGAUAUGGAACUUCCAUGUGUGGAACGAAGUGUGGAUGAAGAGAUUGGAUUUGACGGCCGAUUGUCACGGCUGGCAGGUGAUCGAUUCGACGCCGCAGGAAUUAAGCGAGAACGCUUAUCGCUUGGGACCCGCGUCCGUGGCGGCGAUUAAGAGGGCCGAGGUGCAUAAACCCUACGAUAAUGGCUUCGUUUUCGCGGAGGUCAAUGCCGAUAAAGUCUUCUGGAGAUAUAAUGGGCCCUCGCAGCCCUUGAAGCUAGUGGCGAAGGAUACUGACGGAGUUGGACAAAACAUUAGUACAAAAGCUGUUGGCUCGUGGGAACGGGAAGACAUCACGCACAUGUACAAAUAUUCAGAAAAGUCGGAAGAUGAGCGGGAUGCAAUGCUAAAGGCGUUACGCCAGAGCGAGUCCCUUUUCAGCCGAUAUUAUCUUAACGAGGAAUUCAACGACAUAUUGUUUAAUUUUGAGCUAAGGGAUGACAUUAUCAUUGGACAACCCUUUAGCGUUGUACUGACAAUAAGCAACGAGAGCCGCCUCGAGACGCACAAGGUCUCGGUAAUUCUGCGCGUGGAAACGGUGACGUAUACAGGCCGUACGGGCGACUCCGUGAAGAGGUCGGAGAACGAUCGCUACGUGAAGCCAGGCAGUAAGGACGAGGUACGAUUGGAGGUUUCUUGGGAGGAAUACGGUUCCAAGCUCCUCGAUCAAUCGGCCUUCAACAUCUCCUGCUUAGCGACCGUCAAGGACACCGACUACGAGUACUUUGCUCAGGACGACUUUCGCGUACGCAAACCCGACAUUAAGAUCAAGUUGGACAGCCAGCCGAUGCUCGGUGAGCUUUUCGAGGCGACGGCUAGUUUCGUCAAUCCCUUGCCGAUGGCCCUUAAGCGAGGGAGGUUCUUGGUCGAUGGCCCGGGCCUCAAAGAGCAGCUCAAGCUCAAGCUCACGCAGGACGUGGAGGUCGGAGCCGAGGCGCUCUGUCGAUUUUCAAUGACACCGGAGGUCGCCGGCAGAGCCACAAUCGCCGUCAAGUUUUACUCCAAGGAGCUCGACGACGUCGACGGCUUCAUCUACUUCUUCGUUAAGCACGGUUCUUACUAAGACUCCCUCCUUCCACUCUCCUGUUCUUCUUCGCUCUCCUCUCCAUCCAGGACCGUUGAUUCCACGGUUCCUA